AUGGUCAAGAAAACUUCGGUCAGCCAGGUUUUGGACAGGGAGGUUUCGGUCAGGGCCAGGGGCAUCCAUCCUAUGGAGGCUAUGGUCACGGUGGAGGAGGUUCUAGUCAAGGUUUUGGUCAUGGAGGACAAGGUCAGGAUGGGUUUGGUCAGGGUGGCUUUUCUGGACCUAGUGGCGGAGGAUCCGGUUCCAGCUUCGGUCAUGGUGGACAUGGUCAGAGUGGGUUUGGUCAGGGAGGUUUCUCUGGGCCUAGUGGCGGAGGAUCUGGUUCAGGAGGGUUUGGUCAUGGUGGACAAGGUCAGGGCGGAUUCGAUCAGGGAGGCUUCUCUGGACACGGAGGCGGACCAGGUCAAGGAGGCUUUGGAAGCCAUGGGCAUCCAUCCUAUGGAGGCUAUGGUCACGGUGGAGGAGGUUCUAGUCAAGGUUUUGGUCAUGAAGGACGAGGUCAGGAUGGGUUUGGUCAGGGUGACUUUUCUGGACCUAGUGGCGGAGGAUUCGAUUGCGGCUUCGGUCAUGGUGGACAUGGUCAGAGUGGGUUUGGUCAGGGAGGUUUCUCUGGGCCUAGUGGCGGAGGAUCUGGUUCAGGAGGGUUUGGUCACGGUGGACACGGUCAGGGCGGAUUCGAUCAGGGAGGCUUCUCUGGACACGGAGGCGGACCAGGUCAAGGAGGCUUUGGAAGCCAUGAUGAUUCAGGCUUCGGAAAUGGUGGACACGGCGGCUACAAAAAUCAUGGAUAUUAAAAAGAAAUUAUUUGAAAUUAAUUGA
This is a messenger RNA of Danaus chrysippus (African queen), 765 nucleotides long. NCBI's taxonomy places the organism in Eukaryota, Metazoa, Arthropoda, Insecta, Lepidoptera, Nymphalidae. The record is from the annotation of a GenBank genome assembly.